AUGUGUAUUUAUAACUCUUACUAUGCCAAUAUUCAAAAAACGGACAAUGUGAGCGAUUGUGUGUUCGAUUUGGAAAAUGAAACCCUUUGGAAGAGUAUGAGCCAAAUGAAACUUUCACUUGUGAGGAAAUUGGACCCUGUGACAUUCAUUCCACCAAGAGUGAACAGUUCUCAGUUGGAGAGGGACACUGAAACUGCCUUGAAAAAGGCGAUCGGUGAUUUGAGAAAAGAUCUCGGUUUGAACACUUCAUGGGAUGAUAAUUUAGGAUAUGUUCUCUCCACUGCUCUUCAGGCCUAUGAGGUCUCCCACAUUAGCAACACAGCAAGUAAUACGUUAAUGGACGAUUUUAAUGAAAUCAUCAAGAACAUAAUUCCACCUAAACGUGAGGUCAUCAUGAGGGUCCAAACCCCUUAA
Molecule: messenger RNA, 414 nt
Organism: Naegleria fowleri
Lineage: Eukaryota; Heterolobosea; Eutetramitea; Acrasida; Naegleriidae
Exons: 1
Coding region: 1-414 (137 amino acids)
Source: RefSeq, a predicted model, not a curated record